GCCUGUUGUAAAACAUUGGCUGAGUCAUGGCGGACCAAGCAAUUAUCAAACAAGUUUGCAUCAUUCCUAGCUCUUUACAUUAAGCCACGUAUGCUUUCACUUUUAUUAUAAAUACARAGCAAUUUUCAACGUUCCAAGUUAGUUUAUUCAGCAAUCCUGCCGARAAUUGUGGCUUGCAAUCAAGUACAGUAGCACUUCAAACAUUUUGAAAUGCGUCAAAGGCGAAAUCGUGGCGGAAGUUUGGGUUUAUUUCUUCUUUUUGCCCAACUUUAUAACUUUGGAUUCAAUCGUAUUCCACCAGUGACUUUAUCAUUUAUUGCUGGUAACGUUGCAGUGUAUCUAAGGUUACUUAAACGUAUUCCAAGAUUAGGACAAGCCUGUGUUAGUGCCCACUAUGUUUGGUAUAACGGCGACUGGCUUCGACUUGUUCUUUCAUCAUUCUACCAUCUAGAUGACUGGCACCURUACUACAACAUGGCCUCGUUUUUAUGGAAAGGAAAGUCUCUUGAAACAAGUAUGGGAAGCAAGAGGUUCUUUUUAGUGCUGAGUGCMUUCAGUGUUCURACAAGUUCUGUUCUGGUUGGGCUUGAUAUGGCGUUAGCACAUUUUCUAGARGAUCCAUCGUACAUUUACUCCUGCGCUGCUGGGUUUUCUGGUGUCAUAUUUGCUCUAAAGGUUCUWACUACUUAUGAACUGCCACAUGGGGUUUCCAUGGUGAUGGGGAUAUUCCCUGUACCAAUGAGGUAUGCAUGUUGGGCAGAGUUGGUCCUCAUUCAACUGAUUGUUCCCAAUGCMUCAUUCACUGGUCAUUUGGCUGGUAUACUUGUUGGWSUUAUGUARGUCAAGGGACCUUUGAAAUCAAUCUUGAAUGGCAUAGGGAAUAUAGCUUUUGGUAGCCGAGGAGCUAGAAGAUCUGCUGGUCCCUCUUAUACCUACCAUGCCUCGGCAACUGGCUCAAGAUACACUUCUCAACAGACUCAAAGACAAAAUGACGAUGAUGAAGAACUUCAAGCUGCAAUCAGAGCAAGUCUUCAAGAAACUCAUCAUUACCCACCUCCUCAACAAAACCCUCCAUACCCCCAUCACAAUAAUURACCAUAUCCUAGUCAUAAUGGUGAAAAUGAUCCUGUAUUCCAGUCUGCAAUAGCUGAGAGCCUAAGAAGACAAAACSCAAGGCCUUCUGCCUCACCUGGAGAAAACUUUGAACCUCCUCCAUCAUACACUGAAGCUACAAGUGAAAGACUUUACCCUAGCAUACCAAGGGGUGCUGAAAGUUCCAUACCUAGUGCCCCCCCUCCAUAUAAUACCCCUGUUAAUCCACCAUARCCUCUACAUAACUCUAUGCCAACUCCUGAGGACAUGAGGCAAAGAAGGCUUAGACGUUUCCAYCCUCUUUAAAGUAAAAUCUUUAUAAGAACAGAUAGUUUUUCCAAGCAAAAAGUAAGAGCUGAUCAGUGGACGAUAUCUGGUCAAAUUUUCAUCUUCUACAAUCUUUGCAUGGUCAUCUACUGUUAUUUAUUUGGUCAUUUAUGACUUCUGUGAUCUCAGUUUGUAGCUUUAGAUAAUUAGCUUUACAGUGUAUAUAGAGCGGAUUUCGUAUGACUGGGACACCGUUACCGCACGGUUACCGCACAGUUACCGCACCUGGCCUGCAGAAUUUUGGUGAAACAAUGGGGCACUA
This is a messenger RNA of Exaiptasia diaphana, 1681 nucleotides long. RefSeq names its product rhomboid-related protein 4-like. Lineage: Eukaryota; Metazoa; Cnidaria; Anthozoa; Actiniaria; Aiptasiidae. The transcript has 3 exons. The record is from RefSeq and is a predicted model, not a curated record. The coding region runs from base 211 to 1398 and encodes 395 amino acids. Gene Ontology annotation, molecular function: serine-type endopeptidase activity. Gene Ontology annotation, cellular component: membrane.